Staurois parvus is the source of this 395-nucleotide messenger RNA. Lineage: Eukaryota; Metazoa; Chordata; Amphibia; Anura; Ranidae. The record is from the annotation of a GenBank genome assembly.
AUGGGCCCCUGUACCGCCUCCUCAUGCUGCUGCCAGGCCCGUAAUCUGCCAUGGGCCCCCGUACCGACUCCUCAUGCUGCUGCCAGGCCCGUAAUCUGUCAUGGGCCCCUGUACCGCCUCCUCAUGCUGCUGCCAGGUCCAGAGUGUGUCAUGGGUCCCUGUACGGCCUCCCAUUGCUGCUGUCUCCAUCGCCACACUCUGCCAUGUGCCACUUUCUGGUCUCCUCACACUGCUGGCGGGUUCCAUUUUGUCAUAGGGUGCUGGCAGAUUACGGGCCUCCCAUUGCUGCUGCCAGGCCCGUAAUCUGCCAUGGGCCCCCGUACCGACUCCUCAUGCUGCUGCCAGGCCCGUAAUCUGUCAUGGGCCCCUGUACCGCCUCCUCAUGCUGCUGCCAG